AUGGCCGAAGCUACCUGCACCGCUCCCGUCAGUCACUCAACUCUCCUCAUCUGACCAAGCUCUGCCCGGGCCCGACGGGGAGCGUCAGCUGACACCCGUCUCGAUUCGCUUUGAUCUGGUUGACAGGUCAACAUCGCCGUCGUCAAAUAGUGAGCGAUGUGCUCCUCUGCCGCGUUCCGAAAAGUACAAGCUGUACUGACGUGCAGCUCUUUCCCUUCGCCCCGCCCUCCUCGCCCUCCUCUCGCACUCUCCUUCCUCUCUACAGCUGGGGCAAACGCAAUACCUCGCUCAUCCUUCCCACCAACUCGUCCCUCUCCGUCACCUUGUCCCAAGACCACCUGCGCUCCCUCACCUCCGCCCAAGUGAUUGAAGGUGCCGCGUCGUCGCAAGAUCGACUAUGGCUCAACGGCGUCGAGGAGGAGAUCAAGCAAGGUGGUAGGACCGAGAGGUGUUUGAGUGAGAUGAGGGCCUUGAGGAAACAGAUCGAGGUUAGUUGGGAUGAGGUCGACAUUGCCCGUGUGAUGGCUUCUAACGGCAUAGAAUGGACCCUCUUAGGACAAGGACUCGUCCCUUCCCAAGCUUUCGAUCUCGCCCGUCCACAUCGCCUCGGAGAACAACUUCCCCACCGCUGCUGGGCUAGCUUCCUCCGCAUCAGGUCUUUCGGCCCUGAUCGCGACCCUGUCUUCGUUAUACGCCCUCGAAGCCAAUGGGAUCAGCGUCUCGGACCUCUCCCGUAUCGCUCGACAAGGCUCCGGAUCGGCCUGCCGGUCCAUGUUCGGUGGUUUCGUCGCUUGGGAAAUGGGACAAAAAGCCGACGGCUCUGACUCUGCUGCUGUCCAAGUCGCCCCUAGGGAGCAUUGGCCAACGAUGCAAGCUUUGAUCCUCGUCGUUUCGGAUCACAAGAAGGGGACCUCGUCCACUUCGGGAAUGCAAAGGACCGUCGCGACGUCGGAACUGUUGCAACAUCGAAUCAAACACGUCGUACCCGCUCGGAUGGCGAGGAUGGAGAAAGCCAUCCAGGCCAAAGAUUUCGAUGCGUUCGCUCUCGAGACGAUGGUCGAUUCGAAUCAAUUCCACGCUGUGUGCCUCGAUACCGAACCCCCCAUUUUUUACAUGAACGACGUCUCGAAAGCCAUCAUCGCUUUGACCGUCGAGAUCAAUCGAAUCUCCCAACAAACAGAGAAUCGACUCAAGGUCGCUUACACCUUUGAUGCGGGGCCGAAUGCGGUGCUUUAUGCGGAGGAAAAGGACGUCAAGGACGUGUUGGAGAUCGUGUUGAGGUAUUUUCCUCAGGCGAAAGGAUUCGAGGAUCCGUUCGGCCUGAAGCCUGUGGCUAAGGAUACGUUGCGGGAGGGUUUCAAUGACAAGGUCAUCCCUGUAUUUGAAAGUGGGAGCGUGUCGAGAAUCAUCCAUACCGAAGUCGGAGAUGGUCCGAGGGUCUUGAGUAAGGGGGAGAGUCUCUUGGGCGCGGAUGGGUUACCCAAGAGUUUGAAGGCUUAG
Messenger RNA from Microbotryum saponariae, 1500 nucleotides. The record is from the annotation of a GenBank genome assembly. NCBI's taxonomy places the organism in Eukaryota, Fungi, Basidiomycota, Microbotryomycetes, Microbotryales, Microbotryaceae.